Messenger RNA from Drosophila biarmipes, 2274 nucleotides. RefSeq names its product U3 small nucleolar RNA-associated protein 4 homolog (gene l(3)72Dn). Gene Ontology annotation, molecular function: RNA binding; protein binding. Gene Ontology annotation, cellular component: 90S preribosome; t-UTP complex; small-subunit processome. Gene Ontology annotation, biological process: maturation of SSU-rRNA from tricistronic rRNA transcript (SSU-rRNA, 5.8S rRNA, LSU-rRNA). The transcript is spliced from 3 exons. Bases 98 to 2179 code for a protein of 693 amino acids. Lineage: Eukaryota; Metazoa; Arthropoda; Insecta; Diptera; Drosophilidae. The record is from RefSeq and is a predicted model, not a curated record.
GGCAACUCCCAGCACACACGUGCAGCCCCAGAGGAAUUUCGUUGCAGUUUUUUUUGCUUAAUUUAACGCGAUUUAUCAAUUGUUUUAACUAAAUACAAUGUCGAUUAAUGGCAGGAAGGAACCCCAGGGCGGGGGCAAGCAACAGUUGCACAAUGUUCGCUUCUACACGAUAAAACCGAGUGGCAUUGUCAGCAUGGCCUACAGUAAAUCGAGCAAGUUCCUCGCUUUGAGUCGUCAAGUCCUCGUGCUGGAGCUGUGGAACUUGGAACACGCUCCCUAUCUGGAUCGGGUAAUCCACCUGCCGAUCGGUUCGCCAAUAGAGUCUCUCGCUUGGGCGGGAAAUCGUCUGUUUUCCGUGGAUCUCGGUGGUAAACUUAUCGAGUGGGAUUGGGUAAACCUUAAGCCACGGUACGAGCACUCGCCCACCGGCAAUGCCCUCUGGAGUCUGGACGUAAACCCCGCGGGAACUGAAUUGGCCGUGGGUUCCGAGGAGGGACACAUCAACCUCCUGAGCAUCGAGAACGACGAGAUCACCUAUAAGUCCAUUUUUAACAAGCAAAACGGCCGCGUUCUCUGCCUAAAAUUUGAUAAGACGGGAACGAAACUGGUGACCGGCACCGAGGGAUUUGUGCGCAUUUGGAACGUCCUCAAGGGAACCACUCUUCACACCAUGACUCUCUCCAGUAAGGAUGUGAUUGUUUGGUCGCUGCAGUUCCUGUCGGAUAAUACGAUUAUUGCCGGCGAUUCGGCGGGGUAUGUGACCGUUUGGAAUGCAGAGAAUGGUACACAGAUCGACCAUACCCAAGUUCUGGACAAGAACGUAUUCUCCUUGGCUGUAAACGAAAAGGAGGAUCGAUUGGUCUGCUGCGGAAUGCGCCCACCGCUCAUUAGGAUUUUCAGCAAGACACAGAUCAAGCGGGAGGAGUCCACUAGUGAGCGUUGGAUCAAGUAUCUGCAACGCGGUGUCCACAAACACUAUGUGAGAUCCCUGCUAGUAAUAGAUGGACAGAUAUUCUCCGGAGGCUUGGAUGGUAUAUUGACCGUUACUAACAGCGAAAGAAUGGGGGCACAUGUAUCGCGACAUGGUCCCUUCGUCAAGGGGCCCGUAGCUUCAUUGGCCCCCAGCAAAAAGCUUUUACUCCUACGUUAUGCCGUAAGCUUGCACCUGUGGCGCUUGGGUUCUGCAGCUCCCCAAGACAAGGAUAAGAAAAAAGAAUGGGGACAGCCACUUGGUGGCUCGGAGGAACUUGUUUUGGAGCAACCUCCAAAGAAACUACUUCAAUUAAAUGUCAAAAAGCGAAACUUCAUCCAAGCUUCAGCCAUUUCGCCCGAUGCAAAAUGGAUUUGCUACUCUACUUUAACUGAACUCCGUUUAAACCGUUUGCAGAUUAAUCCCCUGCAGGUGGAGCGUCUGAUGGACCUCAGAGUUGCACCAGCCAGUCACAUCAUCUUCACCAAGCAGGACGGACUAGCGCUGCUGCAUCCCAAAAAUAACCAUCUUAGUUGGUUUACCCUAAAGGAAGAUGGGGCUACCUUCAAAUCCGAAGUGGAUUUGAGUGACCAUUGUAAAAGUAUCAUAAGCCAUCUAGUGGUUUCCACAGGUGCCGAUUACCUGGUGGCAGGAACCGUGGAUAAGACAAUAUCGGUUUGGAGCCUUCAAGGGAAACAGUACAAACACCUGCUGAAUUUGCCGAGGCACCUAGCGGGAAUCACAGCCUUAGCCAUGCACGAGGAUCAUCCCCGAGUGGUGGUGGCCUACGCGAAUGGCCAGAUAGUGGAGUACGAUCUGGCCAAUCGGAUCUUCACCUGUGAAACUGAAGAGUACCUGAUACCGGACACCAAGCACUAUCCCAUCAGGGGCAUCAACUUGGAUCCCACGAAUCCCAAUGUGUUUUUGGUAAACACCGAAACAGACCUGUAUGUUUUGGAGAGAAAUUACGAUUUUGAGCCCAAGGAGCAAGUGAUCAAGAAAAAGACGAAGAAGCUAUCAAAAGAAACCCGCUCCUCAGUGGCUGCAAAUCCAAAGAGCUUGACCCUUAAGACUCAGCUACCUCGCCAGCACCUGGUGCACGUGUCCCGGCUCAGCCCUAACGAACUUGUCAACGUCAGCAUUUCGACAAACAAUAUGUUGGCUCCGCUGCCGCGGCCGUACAAGCGGAAGACGUUCGGUACCGGGUAAACGGCUUGUUGGAGGAUGAGCAUGGAGGCUCUCCACUUAGGUUUACCCAGUAGUUUCCACUUAGUUACCAAAAUAAAAUCAAAAAUAGAAAACAA